This is a messenger RNA of Armigeres subalbatus, 1767 nucleotides long. RefSeq lists its product as uncharacterized. The transcript is spliced from 2 exons. The coding region runs from base 1066 to 1767 and encodes 233 amino acids. NCBI's taxonomy places the organism in Eukaryota, Metazoa, Arthropoda, Insecta, Diptera, Culicidae. The record is from RefSeq and is a predicted model, not a curated record.
GUCACGAAUAAAAUAUUUUGUGAGUGUAUCGUUCAACGACAGUCUGCUGCUCUUUGUCUAACAACACGCAGCUGCACGAAGGAUGCAUCCUUCAACGCAACCACAACGCAGCAGCACGAAACGAGCGCGCAAGGAGCGCAUCAAAGAAGAAUACGCGAUGGUUUUUUCCAACCGAGAAGGAAGACGCCAUCACUGUACGCCGUGCCUUCAACUCGUUUAGACUUGUUACAUAUAAUAAGCUUGAAGUGAAUUCGAUAACAAAGAAAAUGUAAUUAGUGUAAAUAUAUUGUUUUCAACUAAGCAAAGGACUUCUUUAUCCGGUAUCCGAACUUCGUGGUUGGUUUUCCCAGAGAGUUCCGUCGGUCCGCCUAUGUUGAGUUUUUUAAAUACAGUCCACUCUCGAACAUAAUUUUGGUCCAGUCGAACCGGAUCGUGCAUAAUGUAGUAUCUCCUGUUCCGGAGCCGGAAGAAGAACCGUAAAGUGCAAAACUCAAAGUGUAUUCCAAAAAAGUCGGAAAAUUCAAACGAUAAUGGUGUGAGCAAGAUGGCCGCCAUCGAGGAAGUACAGUACUAGAGUGACGCCGCCAUUUUGUGAAGUUUAAAUAUCGGUGUGCGGUCGCCAUUUUGAAAAGUGAUGAUGGAAACCCGAAAUAAGUGAAGAUAGUUGCUUCGAAGCUAGUGAUCUGGUUUGCCCACUUGGAUCAGCAAGUGACCGGUUGCGUGAACAUAGACUUGGCUGUGUUCCCAACCACCGUCGAGCAUAAGGCUUGGCUUGAUGUAGUGUCUACAGUGGCAUGCCGGAAGAAAGUGUUUCGAAGCAGCAAAAAGCCGGAGACUCUGGAGCUAGUUCUGCACUUGGGCAGUCUACUCUAGAUUCCUCCACUCCGUUAAGUAAGAAGCAGAAGAGAAAACUGAAAUUGGUGGAAAAGUUAACUGCCAUGGAGAACAUCCAACGACUCGUCCGCCGUCGUGGGGCAGCGAAAGGUAAGGUGUCGCAUUCUCAAUACUAUCCGCCCAAAUGGAGAUGAAGUGGUUCAGCUAACGGAAGCUGAGGUAAAGGUCUAUAUGACGAAAUUGGAAGCAGCGUAUAAGGACUACAAUGAUGCACACGAUAAAAUCAUGGAUGUAGUAGUGGACGAUGAAUACGAACAGCAUGUGCCACAGUACGAAGAGUUCGAUAUUCUUCACGACACUGUUUCCAUUUUGUUGGAGGAGCAGCUCAACAAGAUUAAAGCAGCUACGGCGGUCAUUGAUGCUGCCACAAACGUAGGGCGUAGUAAUCAAAACCAGCAAGCACCGAUUGUUGUGCAUCAACCGCUUCGUAUGCCGGUUCCCACAUUCGAUGGCCGUUAUGAGAGCUGGCCAAAGUUCAAGGCUAUGUUCAAAGAUCUCGUGGACAAGGGUCCAGAUCAGCCGGCUGUUAAGUUAUACCAUCUGGAUAAGGCUCUGGUUGGUAGUGCAGCGGGUCUUAUCGACGCCAGGACGAUCAACGAGGGCAAUUACGCUCAUGCGUGGCAAAUAUUGGAAGAGAGGUUCGAAAAUAAUCGUCACGCUAUCGACUGUCAUAUUCAUGGCUUGCUGAACCUUAAACGCAUGACGAAGAAGAGCCAUUUGGAGUUACGGAGUUUGGUGGAUGAGUGCAGCAAGCAUGUGGAAGGCCUUAAGUUUCUGGAGCGGGAGUUCGAGGGAUUUCGUCAUCCAUCUGUUGGCUGCAGCAUUGCACAACGAUAUACGCCACAUGUGGGAGUCCACUAUAAAACACGGUGA